GCCGAACCUUUUAACGGUGUAAUGUGUUCUAUUAAAUGUGUGAAUUUGGACGCGAAUGCGGCAUUUGGUCGCGCUGAGCCGCCGUAGUUGCGUCACAUGUUGACUUCUGCGGCUAAAGUGGUAGCUAUCGAUAGCUUGGCAACAUUUUCCGGGGGAAAGGAAAGCCGAGAGAAAUAAACGCCGGGUUUUCGGCUAGCUGGUUGUCGCGAACGGAGACACUCGGGAUGUCUUGAAGGAAAAGUGUCGGGUCGGAUAAAAGCUACGCGUUUAGUCGCUGUAUUCGCUGCGACGUGCUAAUGUAGCUAGCUGGCAAGCUAGCCAGGAAGAGUCGAGGCAUCACUGUUGGCUUCAGCUAACGCAGACAGCAAAGGGGCUUACUAAAAAGAGAGCUCCAGAUGCGGCUAAAGGAUCCCUUUUCUUUGAAAGCCGCCGACAUGACAAAGCGGACUAACAAACCGCGGAAACCUCGAGACGAGGAGUCAUCAGACGAAGUCAGUGGACUGACGUGCCAACAUGUGAACAAAGCAGUGGACCUGAGCUCAGUGAAAAAGUCGGUCCUCUCGAGCGUGUGGCUGGUCUGCUCCGAGUGUCUGAGGGAGAGGACGAUGAUCGACGAAGAGCCUGCAGCGUCCCACGACGUCCUGGUGUGCCUAAAGUGUGGUUUUCAAGGUUGUAACAAGUCAGGAAUCCAGCACGCCGUCAAGCAUCACCAGGCGUUUCAUCCAGAGUCACACUGCAUCACAAUCAACCUGAGCACGUGGAAGGCCUGGUGCUUUGAAUGUAACGAGGAGCUCUCCACGCACUGCAACAAGAAGGCUUUGGCUCAGACCCUCGACUUCUUACAGAAGCAUUCAGCCAAGGCGACAUCGGCAACAUCACCAAAGAUCAUCAAGCUGCGAGAGGAACCAUCAGAUUACGCUGAAGCUCAAAGAGGAAAGGGUCCAGGCAUCAACAGCACCCUGGUCCCUGUUAAAGGAAUAAUUAACCUCGGCAACACCUGCUUCUUCAACGCUGUUAUGCAGAACCUGUCCCAGACGCACAUGCUCAUUGAGCUCAUUCAGGAAGUGAAGGAGAAAGGGUACAAGCUGAAGAUCUGUCCGCCUGUCGAGGCUAAUCUGAGUCCGCUGACAGUUGUUCUGUCCAGUCCUGACCCGCUGACUGCAGCCAUGAUCCACUUCCUGCAGGGCAUGAAGGAGCCAGGGAAAGGCCCCGUCAAUCCUAAAGUCCUCUUCAACCAGCUCUGCCAGAAAGCUCCACGCUUCAAAGGAUACCAGCAACAAGACAGCCAGGAGCUUCUGCACUACUUACUGGACUCCAUCAGAGUAGAGGAAACUAAAAGGGUGAAAGCAGCCAUUUUAAAGGCUUUCAACAAUCCAACAGAGAAGACUGCAGAUGAGGAGACCAAACGCCAAGUCAAAGCAUAUGGAAAAGAAGGUGUGAAGAUGGCCUUUGUUGACCGGAUCUUUGUAGGCGAGCUUACCAACACAAUAAUGUGUGAAGAGUGUGAGCAUAUCUCAACAGUGAAGGAAGCCUUCAUAGACAUCUCUUUACCCAUCAUAGAGGAGCGGAUAUCAAAACCCUCCAACCCUGGUCGCCUGGGGAAGGGCAGCCGGGAGCAGGACAGCCAUGCAGCUCACAAUGAGCAGCUUCUCUCUGUCAACAAGAACUCCAGGAAGCUUAGCGGACCGAAACAAGUCAACAGGAGGUCUUCCAGCUCCGUGGAAGAAAAGGGAGCCGCCUGUGGCGCUGAGCGAGCAGAGGAAGAGGCGGUUGCGGGUGGAUCAGCACGCGGAGUCUCCGUGUGUAAGAUGGCGGCUGCAGGCAGCCUGUCAGACGGCAGCGAAAGAGAUCUGGCCGCGCAGGACAGUAGUAACGACGCCGACAGCGAGGCCUCUGAGAGCGAGUGGGCCCCGCGCGCCUCGACUCACCCUCACACGUCGACUCCGUCGUCCACAUCCACCCUCACUCCUUCCCCUACGCCCGCCUCUUCUUCUUCUCCCGCGUCAUCGUCGUCGGCGUGCGCGAAGCAGUGUGGCGCUGUGGAGCAGCUAGCCACCGCUGUCUCUAAAGUCAACCUGGGCUUCUCUUCUGGGGACGUGUGCGCGUCAACCCAGUGUUCUCCCGAGGAGCAGGGAGAGACUCAAAGCAGAGAUCAUCUUCACCAUCAGCACCACCAGGGAGCUUUCCAGGCCCUGUCCCACAGUUACACUCCUACCUCCAAAGAGUGCUCCAUCCAGUCCUGCCUGCACCAGUUCACAUCCGUAGAGCUGCUGAUGGGCAACAACAAGCUUCUCUGUGAGAACUGCACCGAACGCAGGCAGAAGCAGCUCCGCAAAAGCAGCGCCGCAGAUAAGAAAGUAGAGAAGAUUUACACCAGUGCCAGGAAACAGAUGCUGAUCUCCUUGCUGCCUCCUGUCAUCACGUUGCAUCUGAAACGCUUCCACCAGGCAGGGAUGAACCUUCGGAAGGUCAAUCGCCAUGUUGAUUUUCCUCUCAUCCUGGAUCUGGCUCCCUUCUGCUCUGCAUCCUGCAUGAACCUGGCUGCCGGUGAGUGCGUCCUCUACAGCCUUUAUGGGAUUGUUGAACACAGCGGCUCCAUGCGGGGCGGCCACUACACCGCCUAUGUGAAAGUGCGGGCCCCUCAGAGGAGAACGGAACAGCGCCACAAGAACCUGUCAGGUGCGAAAGAUGCCGGCAGCAGCUCCCAGGGCCAGUGGGUGUACGUCAGUGACACCACUGUUCAGACGGUGCCAGAGUCCAGAGUGCUCAGCUCUCAGGCAUACCUGCUCUUCUACGAGGAAAUGCUGUGAUGUCAUCUGUCGACGCGACUCCUCCACAUAUCUGUACUUCUUUGUAUCCAAUUUGGGUAACAAUCCUUUCAGCCCCUCGUACCGUUUGAAUAUAUAAAGAGAAGAAAGAAGGGAAUAUAUUCCUCUGCUUACUUGCUUGAUUUACAUAAAGGGAUGUUUUCAAAGACAAAAGACAUGCAAGUGAAAAGAAAUAUGAAUGCCAACAUUGACUGGGUUUUACCUGGCUUUUCAUUUCAAUUCCUUAAUAUGCUUACUCUCGUCUUUUUGCAGAGAGCUUAAGAGAACGAUCGGCUUUGAACCUGAGCUGUUCAGUAUUUAUAAUUUAUCUCAGUCUGUGUCCCUUGCCUAAGGUAUGGAAUGCAUAAUAAUGUUUGCUAGCAGAAUGAAUGCAUGCCGAACUGCGAUCUCCACUGACUUGUCGAUGUCAAUAAACUGUGUGCGCGCACGCGUGUCAGAGAGUGAGUGAGCGAAAGACAAAUGAAUGUAGCUGGAAGGUGCUAUGUAUAUCAGUUAGGCUCAUUACACUAAUUAUCUUUAUGAAAUGAUUCAAUCUAACUAGUCGAUGUGGUUUCCACAGCUUUGCUAACAAUCUGAUUUACCCAGCGAUAUUGCCAAGUUGCUCCUCAGAGGUCUAGGUUUGUCUGCAGCUGCUUUAACGUUGCCAUCAGUUGUAUCCCAUCAUGCACCUGCAAGAGGAGAAUCGGCAUCAGAAACUGUUGGUGUGGAGCUGUUGGCUGUUUUAGUGGGACGAGCUAAGCUGCUACAAUAAAAGUCAGAUCCACUGUUGGUAUAUUGUGGCAUAUAUUAAUGAGUAGUUGUCAGAAAAACACAGGCGGUUUAUUUUAUUAUUGUUUAGUAAUACUGCUGCAAAGGCAAGAAAAGUCAUCUUUAAUUGGGGAAUCUUCAAUGAAUGAUCCCCACUGCCCUUGGUAAACAUCGGUGAACUAAUAAUCAGUAAGGACCCGUAUUUGUGGAUGUAAUCAAAAUUUCUAAGUCAAUAGUUUUACCUCAUAUUUAUCUAUUUUAGAUAUGAUUCAGCCUGCUUCAAGCAGGUAACUUUAGGUAUGUUUGCCCAUGUUUGUCCAGCUUGCAAAGGAAAACCACAUUGGGUCGUAAUCGGUUCACUCAGCGUGCAGAAAACCCAGAAACAAAGUGGAGAAGACGCUCCUUGCAAAAAACGUUUUCAAGAAGAAAAAAAGUCAUUUCUGAUGGGCUUUUUAGAGAUGAACCAGGUAGAGAUUUUGAGGCUGAUAUUCAAUCAAAAAACAGUUUUAUAAAGCUCUGCGCUGCUGACACCAAUUUUAGCCAAUUCCAAUUUUUCUAUAUAUAAACUAUAACUAAAAACUUUUUUGUUUAUAGAACUAAACGAGGAAAUGUUUACAGUAAAAUAAAACAAAGAUUUCUACAAAAACACCUCAAAGUUUGAGUCAUGCGUCUCUGCUUCUUUGUAAGUCUGCAAACAACGUAGAAUCCUGCAUGUUAGGGGACAGAGCCAUCUGUAAAAAUAAAACCCGCUUAACAAGAAUCUCCUUUACCAGACAGAUUACAGUUUACUAAUCUUUUUUUUUUUUUUUCUGUUUCCAUAGCCUAAAUGUAGAAGAGCUCCAUAUCAUGAGAUGUUCUUCAGCUCUGUCUGAGUUACAGUAUUUAAUCUCUGAUUUACAGUUGGGUUAGAUUGCUAAAUGAUUUGUUUAUUUAGUGUAAUUAUAAAGAGCAUUUAAGCAGCUACAGAUUUAUGUAUUAGAAACUAAGGUGAAAUCAUUCUGUGAGAACAGCUGGUGGUCGACAGCUCUGCAGGAAAUCACGAUUUGAUUUAUUUCAAUGGAAAAAAACUAAACAGUGAAACUCUUAAGUAUUUUGUGUUAGUAAUGGUUGUGGCUAGCAUUACUAACUGUAAACAGCAGUCUCUACAAUAAGUACACCGCUGUCAUAGCUGAGGGAGUCAGAUUGCUGAUGUAUCCUAAUCCAGAAUGAUCGGCGACAGGUUGGACUUUUCUGUGAAACAGAGCAGUGUGUCCAUAACGCAUUCAUCUUCCCGUUGCCUGCUGAAGAGUCGCCCUCUGUUCAGAAAAUGGCUUCUUUUCUACAAGCUCCGUAAAGCUUUUCCAUCUCCUCGCUCUUGAUUUUCAAACACCUCACUGAUACACUAAGGAGCUGAAUGCUCUUCCCUCUGAAACAACUUCCACUCUGAAGAUUGUUUUCGUCAGCGCCGCCUGUUAACACUCAGGUGUCGGAUUAGGGUUAGGCUAUUACCGAUUUGCUGCUAGUCUCUGGAUUUCUCUUGGUGUUUUUUUUUUUUUUCUACCCUGCUCUAAAGUAAAGACAAUACAUUAUAGGACAGAAACGUAUUGUGUGAAUGCAAAUUGUUUUAACAUUAGUAAAAAUGAGAAACCCACUAAUAUUACAACGGCUAGUUUUACACUUUCAUCACUAAUCGUUUAAGUUUAAUCCUCCUGUAAUAUAACCUCGCUAAUACUAAUCAAAACUGCUAGGCAUAGCACCUUUUAAAAGCAGCGCAGCACUUAUUUUACAAGCCUCCUCGCUUUUUAUUAAAUCAGAAUGUAUAAAUAUCAGUCUAUCUGUGAAACGGGUUUUGCCAAAGACAGGUUUCGCAAGACGGAGCAGAGUUUACGUUAUCACUCGUAGUAUUUCGAGGUCAUCAGUGCACCGCACCGCACAAACGAACAUGGACGACGUUUCUUAAAGUGACAGGACCACGUCUGCCUCCAUCGGGUUUGGAACUGGCUGGGACGAGGCGCAGCAGGAGAUUCACAAUGCUGUGAUGUAGAUACAGAGCAGCAGAUGUUAUCUUUUCUAAUGCCGUCACAGAGAUAGGAGGAAAAAAUGUAAUUUAAUAAUAGAAAAUGUGUAAAAGGCUUUAGGUGUAACGAAUACAAUCCGUUUGGAGAAAUGUUCAAAUGAAUGUGUUGCCUAAUCCAGGCAUUUUCUUUUCUCUCUUGCGCGCCAAUCAUUGACUAUUGGGUCACAACAUUAAGAGUUUUAUGUUUAUUGUCGUUUUUUCAACAAGGAUGAAAUCAGUGCCUGUGCCUCCAUAUUAAGAUACAUGUGUAUGAUGAGAAUGAAAGUGUAAAAUAAACAGGGAUAUGUGUGUCUGAUUUAUGUACAGUGCUGUUUCCUGUUGGCAGAAAAAGUACAGAGUGUGUGUAUUCGUGUAGGAGAUGCAGCGCAACCUCAUGGUGCUUUGGGCGUGAAAGACUUUUGCUCCCUGGAAUUGAAAGCAACACAAAAGCGAAAUCCUGUAAUGCCUCAACAAACGUUUUGGAACGAGUAUAAAACACGUUGCAUCAAAAAUAAAUCCGAUUUGUGAACGGCA
Molecule: messenger RNA, 6144 nt
Organism: Fundulus heteroclitus (mummichog)
Lineage: Eukaryota; Metazoa; Chordata; Actinopteri; Cyprinodontiformes; Fundulidae
Gene: usp45
Product: ubiquitin specific peptidase 45
Exons: 18
Coding region: 396-2810 (804 amino acids)
Biological process (GO): protein deubiquitination
Molecular function (GO): cysteine-type deubiquitinase activity; zinc ion binding
Source: RefSeq, a predicted model, not a curated record